Messenger RNA from Cladocopium goreaui, 555 nucleotides. NCBI's taxonomy places the organism in Eukaryota, Dinophyceae, Suessiales, Symbiodiniaceae. The record is from the annotation of a GenBank genome assembly.
GCCACAUCUCACCUGGGUGUCAUGGAUGCGGGUGGUAGCACUUUGCAGCAGCUUUCUGAUAGUUGCUGGAUGGCCUUGGCGACUCGCUUGCGUGGUCAGAGUUGGGAACUCCACUGCUGAGAUCUAUGGCUUCCGUUCAGUCGUGCAGAGCUGGGGCAGCCACUGUGAGUGGUUGGUUGCUAUCAUCCCACGAGCUGCUCAGGAACAACUUCACUUGGCGCUGGAGGAUAUCUUGGAUGCUCCCUUCAAGGCGCAAUCCUAUCAAAAGGUGAUCCAACUUGACGAUGCACCCAGUGAUCCACGGGAUGUCUUGGAGCUCACGCGUUUGAGCGUCCGGACCAUUUCAGGAGGUGCUGCUAACUUGGCUUGUGCCGUGUCUAGGCCAUGGAUAUUUGUGGUGCCGCAGAACCUGUUCACAUAUUUGGACGAUCAACAGGGUCAUCGCGGUCAUCUCUCGAUCCAGUGUGGUGCACUGUUCUGCGAGACGGGGCCACCAAAGCAACGAACUCGGCCACGGCCACUGUGGCCGCCCAUGUGUGGAAGGCGCUUGGAGGA